UAUCAAUUUUCUUACAACAGAGAAAAAUAUGUUAGAGGAACUUAAGAUUCACAAGGAACCAGAUAUUGAAGUUGUAAACUGUACGACUGUCAAGGUCUCUUGGGCUGGACAAGUUAGCAACAACAGCCACCUUAAUGGGUGCAGUUUUGAUCUACAAAUGUUCUCCAAGGCGUCACCAUAUAGCUCAAUUUACAGUGGUUCAGAUAAAGAGUUUAUUGUUAAGGAACUCAAACCAGGAACACAGUAUAAGUUUAGAUUACAGGCUGAAAAGGAGGGUGACAAGGGAGAUUUCUCUCCUGAAGCUCUUUGUGAUAUGCCCUGUUCAGUUCCAUCCACACCUAAUCAGCCUCAUGUUGGAAAUAAAACAAAGACAAGCUUUACUAUUAAAUGGACGGCACCAUCAGACAAUGGUUCCCCAAUCACAUUAUACAGACUGGAAUGGAACAAGGGUGAGAAGGGGGGUCCCUACACUGAGUGUUACUGUGGGUCCCAGAGACAGUUUAAACUGACACAUAAACUACCCCCUGCCACGCCUUGUUCAUUCAGACUUCAAGCUGUGAAUAGCAUAGGAGCUAGUAAAUUCAGCAAAGAUUUGAAGUGUGUCACCAGUGCAGGAGCACCAUCUUCACCCUCUCCUCCCACACUAGACAAAGCAGGUGUCAACUUCCUGAAUCUUUCUUGGAGUAAACCAGAAUCCAAAGGAGCUGAAAUAUCAGAGUAUUUGUUGGACAUGGAGGAUGGUAGUACUGGCUAUGGUUUCCGUCCGGCGUAUAGAGGAACUGAAACGACUUGUGUGAUUGAUAAGCUUCAAAGAAAUACUUGUUACAAAUUCAGGCUUCUUGCUUCUAAUUCACAAGGAAAAAGCAAGUGGAGUGAGACUGUCAUGUUUGACACUUGUCCAGAACGACCAGGGCAGCCAUCUCGGCCAGUUCUUGAAGGAAAACUCAGAUCAUCAGGAUUCACUGUUGCUUGGGUGCCACCAGAGGACAUGGGAGGCUCAGAGAUCUCAGCUUAUGUGUUACAAGCAGAUGAUGGUAAAGGAGGGCAAUUUACGGAGGUGUACAGAGAUCUGGGGUGUGAUUACACCUUUACUGGCUUAUCUCCUGGACAUCUUUUCAAAAUUCGCUUAGCAGCUGUUAGCGAUGGUGGUACUAGUGAGUGGUCCAAAGUGACAGAGAUCAGGACCUUACCAGUUGUACCUGGCCAAGCAAACCCUCCAGUCUUAUCAAAAUCUAACAAACCUCAGCCAAACACACUUGAUCUUCGUUGGGAUCCACCCAGUUAUGAUGGGGGUGCUGCUAUAUUAAGCUAUAUCAUGGAGAUGGAAACCCCUGGAACAAAGGAGUUCAGAGAGAUCCACCAUCUUUGCGACAAUAUGUGUACGGUAGCAGGACUUCAUCCAGGAAGGACGUACUCUUUUAGAGUAAAAGCAAAGAACAAGGCUGGGGUUGGCAAGGUGUCAGCAGUAUCUCACAUAACCACUGCACCAGGCUCCCCUGACACCCCAAGAGCGCCGGACACCUUAUGCCGCUCGGCUGCAGCUAUCAUCGUGUCCUGGGAAAGCCCGGCAGAGAAUGGUACACCAGUGACUGGAUACACUUUAGAAUGGAUGGAAGAUGAGGCGUUCACUGAGCUUUACAGUGGCCCAGACAAAACGUGUGAAGUCCGCAAAGGAGUCAGCCCAGCAAGCUUUUAUUACUUCAGGGUCAAGGCUCUUAGUGCAGUUGGUCCCAGUCUGUGGAGUCCAGUUAGUACUUGUCAAACCCCGGCCGCCUCACCUUCGGCUGUAACUUCAAUAAGAGUGGUACAAAAUUCUUCAUCUCAUGUGAGCCUGCGCUGGAGACAUCCGGGAAACAAUGGCGCCCCUAUUACGUCAUACAACGUAGAAGUGGCCGGCUUUAAAAACAUCAGUUUUGACGUCAGCAAUAGCGAAGGGUCUGAGGCCGAGGAAGAAACGACAUCUGUUUAUCAGGACUAUGACAUCAAUGAACUUCAACCUAACACUGUUUACAGAAUUCGUGUUCAAGCUGUAAACAAAAUAGGCUGUGGACCAUUUAGCGCCACCUUGUUUGCGUCCACUGGCGACCUCCCCCCUCCCGCUCCGCUGUUAGAACUUGCCACGCCUUCUUACCAGAGUCUAAAGCUGAGGUGGACGUCACGUGGCACUAAUGGCAAGACAGGCACUGCUGGUGUGACGUACAAACUUGAAAUGUUGGACAAAAACGGAAGCUUCGUUACUGUCUUCAACGGUCCAACGACAUCGCACAAGGUUGGCAAAUUACUGGAGAGGACCGAGUAUCAGUUCCGUAUUCAAGCCAGUAAUGACGCGGGGCCUGGGUCCUUCUCUGAUGUGGUGUCGUUUGUAACGAAUGCGCAGCCACCAAAUAUAGUCAAAGGGUUGAAGGUAGAGAACGUGACACCUUCCUCACUGAAUGUCAGCUGGGAGGCUGUACAAACUGUUAAGAAAGGAGAGCCAAUUGAAUAUUUGCUGCAGAGUCAGUGUGUUGGAAAGGACCCCGAUUUUGUGCAGGUGUACCAGGGGCCCAAUACAAAAUUCGAGUACAAUUCGCCCCCAGGUUCUGCUGAGGUUCGAUUUCGAGUUUGCGCACUACGUUUAAUGAAUGCUCCGAACCAGUCCCCAGGCUUCAUCAAAGGUGUCUUCUCCGCGGUUUCUUCCGCGAGGAUUAUGACACCGAAGAAGAGGAAGAUUUUGGAAAGCAGCGCAGAAAGUGAUGAUCGCAAACCGGAAAUCAAAGAGGCGACCAGGGUAGUUCUAACUGAUACGCAAUGGGCUAUGAUUUUCUUCUCGGGGUUUUCGUUGCUGGCGAUCAUAGUAAUCCUUCUGCUGCCUUCUCUUUUGGAGUAUCAGAUUAGUUAACUACUUUACCUUCAGAUUUCUUUUCCGUUCAAAAAAACGUCUCUAAAUCAUUUUGUAGGGCUUAGGAAAACCAAAGUGACUACUGAAAAGUAUUAGUCAGUACCUUUCAUUUAAAAUGGUCUCUCAGUAAGGUUUCAUCGCAGACGUUAAAAAGACCUACGAAGGGUUUUUUUUCAUCGAAAUAAGUAAGACUUGGUCAAAGUGCAGCUUCACACAGCUUUCAGUGAAGUGAUUUUAGUUCUAAUUGGGUCCAUGUUGUUUGCUUGGUUCCGGUUUCUCAAAGGAUGGAUAACGCUAUCUGCUGGAUAUAUCUCCAUCCUGUGGAUGGUGCAGUAUGUUUUUGUGGACACUUGUUCACUGGAUAGCGAUUUAUCCGUUGGAUAACGUUGUCCGCCCUUAGACAACUGGGCCCUGAUGGAUAUCGGUUAAAAGAUGCUAUUUGGUUAAUUGUGAAAGAAGGUUAAACACGGCGGAUGAAGGCAGCGCCUCCAGCAACAGUGAUGAACGUCAUAGAAAGCGAAUUCUUGUUUACGGGGUAGAACUUUACUGAACUGAUUACAUAUGAUGUUUAGGUUUCAAUCUCCAAGUUCUUAAAAUUACUAAAAAUUAAUUUGAUUUUUUACUGUUGGAAGUAAAGUGGACUUAUGUGCGAUAUUUUUUAUGUGCUUUUCAGUCUUAAAAUUCAACUCGGCUAUUAGGCGUAUUAAGUUAUAGUUAUUUUCCGAUAGCCAACGUAAGGUGUGCUGAAGGGAAACUAGGUAGCCUCUAGAGGUAUUUUAAGUAUAUCCUAAAUCAUUUCGAUGAUGAGAAAAUUGAAAACUGGAAUUUAAAUCAUUUAUUAGUAAAAUACUGGCAAGGCUCUUGUCCGUUCAUGUGUCGGGGGAUAUUCAAUGAGAAAACUGUCACGCAAAGUGUCACGCAAGACGUUCUCCUACUGUGGUAUAAACUGUGCGUAACCAAGAGAGGAUAUCAUGGAAGAAUGGUACUGUUUAUAUGGAGCCUCGAAGAUGCCUUGUGACGUAAAAAUAGUCUUAAUCAAUGAUAUUAUCUCCAAGAGCGUUAAUGACUAAGUAUGUCUUUAAAUAAUAAUUCAUGCAGAUCUACACUUUCGUAUGUAUUGAUAAAUUUCGUGAAGAAUUAUAUGAUGGGUUUGCUUUCAACCCGGCCACUUAAGAAAGAAAUCCUAUAUUCAACGUUUAUCGUAAUUCCUUUGUUUGUUAUGGAUUUGGAUUGGAUUUGGAACAAAUUAACUCGUUGUCCUUGAAGAGAAUGAAAUGUGUAGGAUUUGUUAUGAGAAAAAAGAAAAUGAAUUUGAGCUUUUUCUCCGGAAACCUGCAUCAGUCUUGUAAAUGUAAUCUUUUUCAGAAAACUUAUCGUUGCGAUGUAUAAUGGUAUUGUUCCUAGCCUCGUUAUCCAUAUUCUUUUGGCUGUUAUUCUUAGAGUGUUCUUAGCCUACCUUAGAAUAUAUGUCACUCUUUGGAAUGCCGUGUGAACAGUUUCAGCUGCGAAAAUUGAAAGCAUUUUUCGGUUGUAGGAGUAGGAAAGAAAGGCAAGUGAAACUGUGGAACCUUUAAGUACCAACCCUCAAAGGUUCUCACCUCACCGAAAAAUUUGAGCUCACGAAUCUUUAAUUAUGUGUGACUUUGAUAUUAUCGACUGAUAAUUCUGUAGUUAAUGUAGGUUAAUUAGUUCUUAAAUGCGUGACGUAUUGCAGUUAGGCUCGCAUCUCCGAGAACGGGUCUUUUGAGUAUUUGAAGCAUAUCUAAAGUUUAAUUAAUGUCGUAAUCAUCUCUUAAUGAGGUGGUCCGCUAUUUUGUGAAGUUCUUGCAAGUACCCCUUGAUAAAGUCAACAUUAUCGGUGCCCACUCUUAAGGACUUUCUCAGUUUAGUCUGUUUCUUGAAUGUCUUCAGUGUCUGCUGCUGAUUGAUAAAUGGUAGAUGUCUGGAUUUUUUUUUUUUGUGAAUACCGUAAAGGGAAGGUGAACACAUAGAAGAGCGUUUCAAUUGAGUGUCGUCAAAUAGAAGCCAGAGUAAUUACAACGGCCAAUUGG
This is a messenger RNA of Pocillopora damicornis (cauliflower coral), 4929 nucleotides long. RefSeq names its product fibronectin type-III domain-containing protein 3A-like. Gene Ontology annotation, molecular function: protein binding. The record is from RefSeq and is a predicted model, not a curated record. Lineage: Eukaryota; Metazoa; Cnidaria; Anthozoa; Scleractinia; Pocilloporidae.